This is a messenger RNA of Cajanus cajan (pigeon pea), 1035 nucleotides long. RefSeq lists its product as uncharacterized. The record is from RefSeq and is a predicted model, not a curated record. Gene Ontology annotation, molecular function: catalytic activity. NCBI's taxonomy places the organism in Eukaryota, Viridiplantae, Streptophyta, Magnoliopsida, Fabales, Fabaceae.
AUGAAUUUAUUGACCUGGAACUGUAGAGGUGCUGGGAGUCGGGGAUUCUCUUCAUUGAUGAAUGAUUUGAUUAAAGAAUAUAACAUAGGCAUGCUUUGCCUCAUGGAGACUCAUAUUAGUGGUGAAAAAGCCUUACGAGUGAUAAAUAGGAUUUCGCUAGAUAAAUCCUUUCUGGUACAUGCUAAUGGACAAGCAGGAGGACUCUGGUGUUUAUGGGAUUCACGCCAAUGGCACCUUGAUAUUCUGGAAAAUAACUCACAAUUUAUUCACCUAAAGAUUCUCAAUGGGGAAAAGCCUUGGUAUUGUACUCUAGUGUAUGCCAGCCCUCAACCUCAAGGUCGUAUUUCUCUAUGGAAUGACCUUAGCAGGAUUGGAAAUUUGAUUGAUGGGCCGUGGAACUUAAUAGGUGAUUUUAAUGCUGUCCUUAGACCAUAUGAACGCUCAGGUGGUUCAGUUAGUGCUAGCCUUAGAGGUGAUACUGCAUUUCGAGAGUUUGUGAAUAAAUGUCAACUCUUGGAUAUUGGAUAUAAUGGAGCUCCUUUUACUUGGCGUAGGGGUCCAGUGUUUGAAAGGUUGGAUAGAUCGUUAGCUUCAUUUGAUUGGCGUAUAUUAUUUCCGGAGGCUUCUCUCACUCAUCUUAACCCCUUAAAGUCCGAUCAUGCUCCAAUUCUCGUAAAGUUUUCUUCGGGUUGUUACGUUCGCAGUGGUAGACGGCCUUUUCGUUUUGAAGCUGCAUGGCUUACUCAUGAUUCCUUUUCAGCCUUUUUGAAAAAACAAUGGAAUACUCAUUAUAAUUGGAGUCUCCGUAUUGAUCAUACUAAGGGUGCCUUGAAGGAGUGGAAUAAGGCCACCUUUGGAAAUAUCUUUCAUGCUAAGCACCGUCUCCUACGUCGGCUAAAUGGCAUUGCUCGUGAACUCCUAAAGGGUCCAAACCACUAUCUAGAAAGAUUACAAGCUGAGUUAUGGACUAGCUUGGAUCGUAUCUUGGUGCAAGAAGAAAUAUUUUGGCUACAGAAAUCUCGUUGUAAAAUGUAA